This is a messenger RNA of Varroa destructor (honeybee mite), 5509 nucleotides long. Its product is annotated as UBX domain-containing protein 4-like. The record is from RefSeq and is a predicted model, not a curated record. NCBI's taxonomy places the organism in Eukaryota, Metazoa, Arthropoda, Arachnida, Mesostigmata, Varroidae. Gene Ontology annotation, cellular component: endoplasmic reticulum. Gene Ontology annotation, molecular function: protein binding. Gene Ontology annotation, biological process: ERAD pathway.
AACGUUAUCGUUUAAUAGAAGAUGUUUAGUAUUGAAUACGUCCAACACCCUGCAUGUGAAUAGAGUAGCUGAUCUAAAUAUAUAAGAUUUAAAAAGGCGCUUUAACGGUUACCCGCGAUAAAUUAAAUGUGCAGUACGAUGGACUAACAGUUGACCGCGACAUAGCAGCAAUAAUAGAUUGAAGCCUAUGACGCGCUGCUGUUUUGUAGCAAUUUUGAGAUCGGUUAUGGAGUGCUUCCAUCCUAAUUAUUCAGAAAUUAGAUACCCGCAGAAUUGUCAGUGUGUCUGUGACACUACAUAUACAGGUGUGAAAGUGCAAAGUGUAUUAGUGUAGAUGCACUGAAACGCCGGCUCUCCUGUCGAAAACUAGAACGCAGACGUAUCCAAAGGCUCACCACAUAUUUUGCCGUCUACUAUCGUCUGCUGACAAAUUGAUCGAGUGCUGGCUCGAAGCUGCUGGCAGGUAUGAAUCAUCUGUCGUUCUUGCGUCUUCGGAUUUAUGUUUGUCAUCAGCUGAAAUCGUCGUUGAGUCAGAGGCUGGCAGUGGUGGUGAUGAUGAGAAUCAGCUCCAAGCUACUUCCCAUUGUAUCAGUGUGUACUUAGAGCUGAUAGAAGAGAGUAAAAGAAACCAGACAUCAUGGACUGGUUCGAGGGGGGCAUCGCUGAGGCGAUCUCGGCAGCACAGCAUGAUGAUAAAAUUAUGACAAUUUUUGUGUAUGGUGAAAACCAAGAGUCAGAGCAACUCUCAUCAGCUCUGGCAGCACCGUUGCUGGCGCCAUUGGUUCCUCGAUUAAUGGCCCUUCGCUUGAAGCAACCUUCCACUGAGCUAACACAAUUUGCCCAGAUUUAUCCAGUUCUGAUUGUACCAUCUAUCUACCUAAUCUGCCCGAAAAGCGGCGUAGCGCUUGAAGUGUUAGCGGGUGUGCAGUCGGCCGAUUCUUUACUGGACAAAAUUUCAAAGGUAUUGAAAGCUCGAGAGGAACUUGCUACGCAAUGUCCAACAGUUUCACCGGCUGGAGAGGUUGUCUCAACGCCGCUCACUUCCGAGAUGGAUACGGCUGGAGAUGGUAUGGCCUCAACUGAAGAAAAUUCUGUUGAAACUUGCACGGAAUUUUCUGUAUCAAAUGGAGAAGCCACCUCUAUGGAAGAUAAAGUUAAGAGAGCACAACGACUUAUCGAAGCCGUUCGCCAAGGAAAAGCAGAGGCACAAAAAGCAGAAGAACAACGCAAAGAAAUCGAAAGACGUGAGGCUAUGAAAAAUUUACAGAAAAUCCGCAGAGAGAUGGAGGAUCGCGAAAUAAAAAAUUUUGUUGAAGAGCGUAACAAGGAACGCGAAGAGGAAAAGAGGUAUAAAGCACAACUUCAGGAGCAAAUCCGGCAGGACCGGUUAGAACGGCAGCAGAAGUUUGCAGCACAUCGAGAACCGGUGAAGGCUGAUGAACAAAAAAGACGGAGGGAGGCUCUCGAGAAGCAGGAAGAGACGCAGAGGCUUCGAGCUCAAAAUGCUUCGUCAGCAAAUAUCCUUUUUAGGAUGCCUGAUGGCAGCACUGUUACUCAUUUGUUCGAAGCUGAAACUCCUUUUAUCGAGGUUCGACAAUACAUCGCAGAUGCAAAACGUCUUUCGGGUAGUUUUAAUUUGGCACUCAACUUCCCUCGGAAAGUAUUCAAACCUGACUGCGAUCAGAAGACGCUUCGGGACCUUAGCCUAGCACCUAGCGCAGUUCUUCUUGUUAUAGCGAGGACGCAGCCAGGUCGUGGCGCUGCCGGAGGCGCUGGUGGAGGUGCUGUGACGGCAUGGCGGAAUAUUUGGGAUAUCAUUGUUUUGCCUUUUACCUUAGCCAUGGGUUUUUUCACUUCGUUUUUCGCUGCGCUAUUUCCUUCAACUACUCCACCGGCUGCUGUCGCAAGUCGUCCACAGCAAGAGGCCUCGAUGCCUAAUACGCCUCCAGGAGUAGCAUCUGCGACGCCUCAUGAUGCUCCCGGAGCAUCCAGGGCUCGUGUACCGGGUACUGGUUCAUCUCUGCGCCAGCGAAAACCGUACGAACGUAGUGGGAAUAUCCAUCGGUUGAAUACAGACAAUGAUGAUUCCGAUGAGAACAAUACUUGGAACGGCAAUUCUACUCAACAGAUGUAGAUAAGCAAUAGUUAAUAGAUUGCCUUGGACAACAUGUGCAACACAUAAGCAUUUUGCCCCUUCGUAAUGUUUCCGAUAUUUGUCUCUUGCUAGCCAAGCUAGACCGAGUCCAAAAAAAGGAAUAUUAUGACUAAACGGCUUUAUUGGGAUAUAACACGAAAAUGCAUUGAUACAUUGGCCACAAAUAAGUGGCAUGUCUUUGUGUUUUUUACAUGCAUAUUAUGGCAGCCGUCUGAACAGGCGAGACGUCCAUGCGGACGACUAGAAUACAUACAAAAAAAGGUAAUGGCAAGCACGUUCGUGGUAAUCAAGAAGUAGGAAAACAAAGGAUAUAUACUAUACCACGGGAGAUGCAUAAAUUCAUGGUAUAUCUGCCAUUGACCGGUACACUGUUAUGGAAAAUUAAUAGGGUCUCUACAGUUAGGCAAAAUAAUAAAUUUUCUUACCUCGAGAGAAAUGAAAGGUCUAAGUUUAAUCGGUAAGAUAUUUCCGGAUUUGAACAUAUGAACAGCAUAUAGUAGCCCUUUCGUUUGUUUACUCAAUGAUUAGGACGAGAAUAUUAUGUUACCAUAUUCUGGCUGGGAGUGCGUACGUCAUUGAGAAACAUAAUAUUUCCUACUCACUUCUGAGCAAACAAGGAUAUUAACAGUAAACCACAAAUGUUUCAGAUGAAAUAGGUAAUUAGUAAACUCUUUCACAGGUGGUUCCUUGUUUGUGAUACACGGGGCAUUGUUGUUUACUGUAUCAGUGCUCCGAAUGGACUACCAGAACCUAUUAGUAAUGGUGGUGCACAACUCGUACGUAUAGUGUGUGUGUGUGUAUAUACAUUCACACGGUACGUAUGCCGAAUUCAGAAAAGAAAAAUGUCGAGUACCAUAUGAUAAAAUAAUGAAUUUCAAAACUAUAUUUAAACGUACAAAUUUCUGUGAAGCCUAAACUGGCCCAUGACGUAGUACUAAGGCGUUGCUGCCGCGCGACGAAUAUACUGCUAUAGUUUUUACGAGAUGUUGUGUUCUUUUUGAUCGUAGAGGAGAGCGAGAACAUCGAACACUUAUGAUUAUUACUAUUGUUAUAUGAGCUCUCAAAGGAUAUAUAUAUAUCACCAUCAGUGAAUGCUGGCUUUUUCGUGCCUUUUUUCCACCAAUAUCGCUAGUAGAGUGUGGCAUGUGCAGAUAGCGAUAUUUAACGAUUUUGCGCACAGUGAUGAAACACAGAAGAAUAUGGGUAGCGUGGAGAGUCGUGAUGGGAACAAUCUGUCCUGGUAAAUCCCCCUUAAAUGACUUUAUGAUAUUCUAUGUAACGAGAAAAAAGAUUUGAAGAAGACGAACUUUUAAAUUAAGCAGUGGUGCUAGGGCUGGUCUCUAGACGAUAUAAAAAAGGGAGGCUUAAAUCAAAAAGCGGAGUACAACAGCGACUGAGAACAGAUAUUCUCGUAGCACGAGAAAGAGGAUACGAAAGUUAAGCUUAAUCAGAAUAAUUUCACCCAAAAAAUCUAAGCGAAAUAAAGAUUUUUUGUUCAUAAAGCUUCACUAAUUGGUAGCUAUUUAUUUAGGUAUUGGGUAUAAAAAUACAUGUUCACUUAACCAGUAAUGUUUAAUAUAUGUUUGCGCUGCAUAUUUGCGCUAUGUAAACAUAUACACAUGUUAUAUACGACAAUAAAAUAUAUACGAUGUUUAUAUAAACAUCGUAUAUAGUUUUUGAACAUACCUAGAUUUAGGGUCGACGGUGUCAGUUUUAAUUAGUGUUCUUAGUCAGUUGAAUUAAGACUUUCAUGCGUCCAGGACAUCUGUCUAUUAAAAAACCCGCGUAAAAAGCGGAAGUAAGACUCCUAUGUACAAUUUUUCGAAUAACCUGAGUUUAAUGCAUCUCUCUGGCUCAGAAAUUCAGGCCAGAAAAAUCCAUGGGUUUACCUAAUGACCUUGGACUGAUUGUGUUCAUCAAAGUGCUAUUUCCGUUUAUUUAGAAUGCUAAGAAAGGGCAGCGAUCCGUUGUCAAGAGAAGAAAGUCUUUUGUGUGAAACCACUAGAACUUUAGUCAGCAAAUACGCUAGAAGCCUGCCCUUUAAUACUUCUUUGUCGACGACAUUAUUUUGAGCGGCAACGUAUGAUUCUUUUCACAUUCUACAGCACUGGGUUUAUGAAUUAUGAAGCACAAAAUGUUCAUAUUAUGCGAAUAUAUAUGAUUAUUAGAACCUGCACUAGUGAUUCUCGCCCAAACAUAUCAAUUUCCUUAUUUGUAAUUUCAAUCAUUAGUUGCAUCUGCUUAAUAAAAAAUCCUGAGCUUCAGACUCGUUUCUUUGAUUAAGAAUAAGAAAAUCAUUAUUUAAUCAAAGCUCUAGGCAGAGUGAAUAGAACAGGUGAAACUGUCACAAAUUUACGACGCAGUACAUCAGGGUUGAGAAGAUCUAUUGGAGAGUUACCCGCUAUCAACAAAGCAAAAAGCGUGUGUAAAACCUGUAUCCCAUUUUCACUGUUUUUGUUAAUGUCUGUUCGGAUUUUACUAUUUUGCCGCCCCUACGUUUUAUCUGGCCUAACUACUUUUUUAUUAAUCGUGAUUUACUCUUCAGUAAUUCAAAAUAGGCGCUACUUCGACUUUAAUCAUAUGCCUUGUAUGGGUGCCAGUACUCAUAUCCUAUUUUGUCAGGAAAUGCACUAUAGCUGCAUAUUUGGUGCUUUUUAAUCGUCUUCGUUGCUGUUAUGAUGAAAUCCUAUUAAACGUUUUGCAUUUUAAAGUUAAGAAAGUCAACAAUUGAUUUAAAACCAUAUCCUAUUUGGUGUAUGGGUCACUUACUUCAGGUUGAGAGAGACCAGGAGUUGGUAAUCUUAUCAUGAACGUAUACCCCUUAGAUUGGACUGAUGCGUUAACAAGGUAUGCGCUUCAAAUUCCGUCAGCAUCACAAGUAUAAUACAGUUUGUAGAAAAAGGAAAGCUAUUAUUAUAUGCCAUGCCGUAUCAGUAUCUACGUUUAGUCUACUGAAUUUCUCUAACGAUUAAGUACGUAUUUGGCACAAAGUAUUUUUUAGUUUCCAAUCGAAAAUUGUGUUCAGUUCCCUUAGCUCAAGACCCCUCACAGCGACUACGGCGUAGAAAGCAAUUAAAAUCAACCACCACAAAAAUUAAAAAAACACGAAUAUUAUGCCGCUAUUGACUUCUAUUGAACUUUAUUCUGAGAAACAAUACCAUUAGUCUUGUUCUUCAUUAUUAUACAAUUAUUGCCUUCAACGUGUCGUAUAUAAACAUCUCAUUUGUACAUUUAUGGUACGAAAUUAACAAAUAAAUAUAUUUUUUUACUAUUUGAUACCACAUGAAUUUCGACCACAAGUACUUACUAGAUAUUAAUAUAAAUUAUCGAAUAAAUUAUCGCUCAUUGGCUCAG